AUCUAGUUUUAUAGGAUGACGUCUGCGUUACAUUUUGGAAAUCCAGAGCAUUUGUUACCCCCUUCUUGGAGAUCUCAAGUACAACAAUGGCUUAGCGAGGAUACACCUUCAUUUGAUUGGGCUGGUUUCGUCGUCGGAGAAGAAUAUCGUGAUGCCAAAUUACUCGGAAAGAGGAAGGGUGUACUUGCAGGUAAACCAUUCGUAGAUGAGAUUUUCAAACAAUUGAAUUGCACCAUCGAAUGGCACGUAAAAGAAGGAGAGUCAUUUGAACCAAUCAAGCACAUCGCUACUGUUAGGGGUGCAGUUCGCUACCUUCUCCUUGGUGAGCGUGUUGCUCUCAAUGUAUUAUCAAGAUGUUCUGGUAUUGCAAGCAUGUCCCGUUGGUUCUUGGAUACUUCUAGAGACGCAGGUUUUAAAGGUAUAAUUGCUGGAACACGUAAAACUACACCUGGUUUUAGAUUAGUCGAAAAGUAUGGUAUGAUUGUCGGUGGUAUAGAUGCCCACCGCAAUGAUCUUUCUUCGAUGGUUAUGCUCAAAGAUAAUCAUAUUUGGUCAAAAGGCUCUAUUACAAAUGCCAUUCAAGCGGUCCGUUCAGUCGCUGGUUUCUCUUUGAGAUUAGACGUCGAAGUAAGAGACGAAAAGGAAGCAAACGAAGCAAUUGACGCAGGUGCAGAUGUAAUUAUGCUUGACAAUUUAGAUGGUGAAGAACUACACCUUGUAAGCAAGAGAUUGAAAGAGAAAUGGACAGGCAAGCGUCACUUUUUGUUAGAAACAAGUGGAGGGAUUGAAGCGCACAAUCUGACUGAGAGACUGGGUGACAAUAUUGAUAUUUUAAGUACGAGUGCAGUACAUCAAAAUGUGCAACAUAUAGAUUACUCCAUGAAGAUUUCACGCGAUUAAAAAUAAUAAGCAUAUAUGAACUUCGUAUUUGAUUAUAGCUACAACAAGAUAUGCUGAGCGGGAUAUUAAUUACAAAAUAGAAAACGAAAUGAG
This is a messenger RNA of Wallemia mellicola CBS 633.66, 993 nucleotides long. RefSeq names its product nicotinate-nucleotide diphosphorylase. Gene Ontology annotation, cellular component: cytoplasm. Lineage: Eukaryota; Fungi; Basidiomycota; Wallemiomycetes; Wallemiales; Wallemiaceae. Gene Ontology annotation, biological process: quinolinate catabolic process; NAD+ biosynthetic process. The transcript has 12 exons. Bases 16 to 900 code for a protein of 294 amino acids. Gene Ontology annotation, molecular function: nicotinate-nucleotide diphosphorylase (carboxylating) activity. The record is from RefSeq and is a predicted model, not a curated record.